AGGGUAUAAUCUUGAGAAUGAAGCACACCUAAGUGGUAGUUUGUAACAAGACUUGAGCACUUACCUACUGAUCUUCUCAACAUGUAAAGUGAGCCACGGAAACAUGUUUGUCACGGGCGUGCUUUGUUUAUGUUGCAUCUUUGUGGUGACAUCGUCUAACAAAGUUGACUCGGAUGAUGUGGAAGACAAUAUGGAUCUGUUGGAAGGUUCCUUGGAUCUUCCAUUCAGCUCCGAACAUCUGCCAGUAUUUCUAGAGGAACCUGUAGACACUUUUGCCAUGAAAAAUAAACCUGCAGUGCUCUACUGUAGAUCAGCACAUGCUUUGCAGGUAUUUUUCAAGUGUAGCGGAGAAGCCUACCACAGACAGUUGCCCCAGCAAGUGUUUGUAGACCCGGAGACGGGUGUCCGGGUGGUCGAGACUGCCAUCAACAUCUCUCGCAACAUGGUGGAGGAAUACUUCGGCAAGGACAGGUUCCAGUGUCAGUGUGUGGCGUGGUCCUCGCGGGGAGAGGUUGAGAGUCAACCAGCGACCAUCACAAAUGCUUAUGUUCGUCAGGUCAGAUUGCAGGAGUUUCCGUGGAGGUGA
Molecule: messenger RNA, 586 nt
Organism: Macrosteles quadrilineatus (aster leafhopper)
Lineage: Eukaryota; Metazoa; Arthropoda; Insecta; Hemiptera; Cicadellidae
Product: netrin receptor unc-5-like
Exons: 4
Coding region: 104-586 (160 amino acids)
Source: RefSeq, a predicted model, not a curated record